Messenger RNA from Lutra lutra (Eurasian river otter), 2453 nucleotides. RefSeq names its product chromosome 6 C6orf120 homolog (gene C6H6orf120). The record is from RefSeq and is a predicted model, not a curated record. The coding region runs from base 168 to 722 and encodes 184 amino acids. The transcript has 2 exons. NCBI's taxonomy places the organism in Eukaryota, Metazoa, Chordata, Mammalia, Carnivora, Mustelidae.
CACUUCCCGGCGUCUCCUCAUUUCCGGGCGCCGCCUCACUUCCGGGCGCCGCUUCAUUUCCGGCUGCUCGGGCGCGGCGGCCCAGACCAGGCCCGGAUGCUCCAGACCCGGCACCCCUCCGGGAGCGGCGGACGUCCGCGGGGGAGCGGGUGACUGAGGCGGCGGGCAUGGCCGCGGCCUGGAAGCGCGCGCUGCUGGUCCUGCUGGCCUCGCAGGUGGCGUCCUCGGCGGGCUCCUCGGAGGAGGACGAGGUCCCCGGGGAGUGGGUCCUGCUGCACGUGGUGCAGGGCCAGAUCGGAGCCGGCAAUUACAGCUACUUGAGGCUGAACCACGAGGGGAAGAUCGUUCUCCGGAUGCAGAGCUUGAGAGGGGACGCGGACCUGUACGUGUCGGACAGCACCCUGCACCCCAGCUUCGACGACUACGCGCUGCAGUCCGUCACCUGCGGCCCGGACGAGGUGUCCAUCCCCGCGCACUUCCGGCGGCCCGUGGGCAUCGGCAUCUACGGGCACCCGUCGCACCACGAGAGCGAGUUCGAGAUGAAGGUGUACUUCGACCGCAGCGUGGAGCAGUCCCCGUUCGCCGAGGUCGCGACCCCGGACGGCAGGGACCCGGGGUACAGGCACGCGCAGGCCCCCGAGGACGCGCCGCAGGAGGAGGAGUCGGUGCUCUGGACCGUCCUGAUCAGCGUCCUGAAGCUGGUGCUGGAGAUCCUGUUCUGAGCCCGGGCGGCCCGGGAGUCCAGCCUGGCGGGCGCUGGGCGACUUCUCUCGGAGGGCGGAAAAUAAAGCCAUAGGGUUGUUCCCGCGCGCGCCCCACAAGGAGGGAGAAGAGCACGAACGGUGUUUGCUCCACGUGUCUAAGCUCCUGCGACGGGCGUGCGCGCAAUGAAACGUUCAAACCCGCUUUGGUCCGCUCGCCGGGCGACCGACGCGACUGCAGAAACCGCGUGCACGGGAAGCGCGGGAAGCGCGUGGGAGCGGAGCAGGGCAUCGAGCGCGGCGUCGGCGUCCGGCGGGAGGCGGGGCAGCGAGAGCCGUGCCCUGGCCCGAGACUCCCGCGGCGGGACCCUCUGAAAGCAAGUCCGGAAGGUGAUAAUUUCCGGGGCUCCGCUUGCUCCCGAGGUCAGGGGAGCAGCCCGUCCUGACAGGUUUCCAGGCUGACCCAGGUCCUGCCUGUACCUGCUCGCCGACUGUCAUCCGGCCUCGUGUGGCCUCAGCGCGGGCGCCCGUCGUUCCAGGUCUCCCGUCAUGACGUACAACAGGCCAGAAACAACGCAGGUUCGGACAGUGGCGCGCAGAGACAGUCCCUUUCGGUCCGAGGAGGAGGAGUUGAGAUUUCGAUUAAGUUCUCUAAUAUUUCCCACCGAGCUUCUGGAUAGAGCCGAAGUACCAACGAGAUUAAAAAACACUUUGGGAAAAUGAUUAUUUCUCUACUUGAAGUUGGCUUCAAGGGUAAAAGUGGCUCAUAAAUAAAUCAACCGGCAGAUUUUAAGCGCGUAGUUAAUUUCAGAAAUCUUUUAUUGGCAUAAAAUUGAGAAUGGAAAUAAGUUGGCACCACAUAUUUCAUUUAAAUCCAUAUUACAAUAUUGGGGUCAAAAAACUAUUUUAUCCCUCUUUGCUGUUUUUCCCCCUUCUGCCCACUUUCCUGGGUGUUGGGGGGGCUCGCUGACAACAGUCACAAAUCCAGCGACCUAGGAGAAAAAUUGUUAGUUAAUAUAGUAUGAAAUUUAAUUUUUUAGGACUGAAUUUUAAACCCAUUUGGCUCUCCUUUCUUAGCUAUCACUAACGAUACUUCUCUGUGGGAUCUGUGACAUGAAGGACACUAACGAGUUUCCUAAGGAGAAAACUGUAGACUUCCCUUCAUUAGUGUAAUCAGUACCAUGUGAAAUUCAGUGCCGGGGUGGGGGGGAUUCUCUACAGUGAUACUGAUUUUAAAAAGUUUCUACAAUCCUUUCUGAAAUCCAACACUAUCCUCCUUCAGAGUUCAAUACAGAAAUCCUCAGAUAAAACCUGUUACAGAGUUUGGCUUGUCUUCAGCCUUUCUCUCUGCUGCCCAGUGGCAGCCCCGAGGCCGGGCACGCACCAGACACAGCGCUUUAAGCUGACCAGGGAUGAGCUGUGCCGCGUACUCCUGUCCGAGUCACUACAGAACUUCAAGUCACCUGCUUCUUAAUGGUUCCCAGGAAACUUAGCUCUAGGCAUGUAUGUUAUAAAAGUACUCUACAGUGUUAACUAUGCAAAUAAGUUCUAGAUUUACACAAUUAUGUGUAACAUUUUAGUCCAAUUACUGUGAUUUAUUCUCCAGCUCUGUGUUCAUUCCAAAGUUAUCUGGAAUUGUCAUGCUGCCUCAUUUUAUAGAAAUCUGGUUUAAUAUUUAUAAAGGCAUAGCGGUCGUUUUUGUUAAGUUUCUGAAUAGAUGAGCUAAAAAUAAAAUCAAGGCUUUGAAACAAA